UGUUUAACGAAGCAUCGCUUCGUAACAUAGUACAUAUACGGUGUAGAACGAUAAUAAUUUGUGAAAAAAUGGAACAGCUGAUUCGUGCUAAGUUAUGUCGUAUUUAUAAUAAAACAAAGUUUAUCAGAUAAAUCUAUAUAUCAAUUUACAUCGAUAUAGCUUUAUUAAACGGUAAUUCUUGUCAUGGAUAUGUGUAUAUAUAAAUGAAACUCUUCGCUUUGAACUUUUAUUAAACUAUACACUGCAGUUGAGUGUAAACAUGGCCGUCGUUAUGCAUUGUGAUGAUCGUUGGCUUCAAUUUAUAUCCAAACAUGUCUUACAGUACAAACAUGGAAAUGAUGGGUGAAAGGAAUGUUUAAGAAGGAUUAAGGUUGUUAAUUGAACUAUGAAUGUAUUGAGGAUUUUAACUCCAUGUGCAUUGCAAAGUAGAGAAACAAGGGAAACAAAUAGUGAUAAUAAAAGAAGUUGCUGGUUCAUGAGUGGAUGGGGAGAAGAUGCUUCUCAUAUGAUCCAUAGAAUGGGUGCAUCCGCAUCUUCAAGUGUUGCAAGUGUCGGUGGAGAUUCAGUUCAAGCAGCUAGGCUUUCGCCUUCUGGCCACUAUGAUCAACAUGGACUUGCAAUUAGAGAAAGAAAAAAGAAAAUGACAGGAUUUGCUACACUACGUAAAAAAUUUAUUAGAAAACGUCGUUCGUCUAAAGUAUGUGAUCACGGGAGGAUUUUUAGAGACAUGAUAUCAACAUGGAGUCAUUUAGAAGCAAUAGCACUUUUAGAAGAAUACGAAGCCUUAGCUGCUUUAAAAGAUCUUCAUGUUCAAGCAGAAUUAGCCAGACCUCCAGCUGCUACAUUCAAACAAGAUUUAUCAUUACUCUAUGACUACAAGCAAUGUUCCGAUGCCGAUCUUGUCUAUCAAGGUGCAUGCUUUCCCGUUCAUAGGGCCAUAUUAUCCGCACGUUGUCCAUAUUUUAGGGAUUUAUUAGCAGGAUACCCUGGUUACGGUGCUCGAAUAUGUUUAGAUUUGAGAACACCUAAUUUAGAAGUUCAGACAUUUUCUGCUUUAUUACGAUACCUCUAUACUGGUGAUAUUUGUCCACAUGAUGCAACAUUUGGAACAAAUAUAUUACAACGACUUGGCGAAGAAUUUGGGACAUUGAAUCCUUUAGAACAAGAUCUUAGAUACUUACUUGAUACCGGUGAUUAUGCUGAUGCUGCAUUAGUGUUUACAUCAGAUAGCGAUUGUCAAAGGCCAGACAGUGGGUGUUCUGAGUAUGGAUUUCGACCAAAAUUAGAGCUACCAUGCCAUAAAGCAAUACUUUCUGCAAGGUCGCCAUUUUUUAGAAAUUUGAUACAAAGACGUACUAAGUCAGGAGAAGAUCGUACGGAAAGAACGCUACAUAUACCUACUAGAAUAAUCUUGGAUGAAAGUGUAAUACCGAAAAGAUAUGCUAGGGUUCUAUUACAUGCUGUUUAUUUAGAUACCGUUGAUCUCUCAUUAAUACUGAGAGGUAAUGGUUGUGGAAAUAGUGCUGGUAGUCUUGGUGAGGUGCAGGCAUUAACUCAUACAGGGAGAAUGAGACCAAGUCCUUUAGAAGAAGCAAUGGAAUUAUAUCAAAUUGGUAGAUUUCUUGAGUUAGAUAUAUUAUCUCAAGGCUGUGAAGAUAUUAUUCUAGAUUGUCUGACAUUAGAAUCACUUCCUACAGUACUCAAAUGGGGUAGUCAACCUCAUGGAUCUGCAUGGGUGCACAGACAAGCAUUACAUUACUUAAGAGAAGAAUUUCAACCAAUCGCUUCUUCAUCGAUUCUUCAUCAAUUGGAUCAUGCCCAUCUAGUAAAUGUUUUGCAAAGUCAUUUUCUACAAGCAAGUGAACUGGAAAUAUUACAGGCUGUUUUAAAAUGGGGCGAACAUGAAUUGGUUCGGCGCAUGGAAGAUAGGGAACCAAAUUUAUUAAAUCAUACAGUACACUCUGUAACAAGAAAGGGAGUUAAAAAGAAAGAUCUUAGUGAUAUUGAAUUACGAGAAAUACUUAGUGAACUACUACCACUUGUCAGAAUUGACCAUAUCUUGCCACACAACAGUGAAAUAUUAACUCAGGCUAUCAGAAGAGGCUUAGUUUCUACUCCUCCUAGUCACAUGAUAGGAGAUGGAAGGGAUAAUAUACAUACAAAUGCCUGGAUAAGAGGUGGAAAAAAGAAUGGGUUUUUUGUCAGACCAAGAUUAUUCAUGCCUUAUUAUGAAGAAAUUAAGUCUUUAGUCGAAGAACAGAUAGUCCAAGAUACGGAUCUUGUCAGAUUGCAAAGAACACGAUAUGUUGCGGAUAUACCGGAUGCGCUAUAUAUGGUUGACGAAAAACCAAGAACUAUGGGCACUGCUGGCGUAGAUGUUCUUGCAGCUGCAUUUCCAGUGCCAGAUUCAUCAACAAUGGCUGCAAUGCUUAAACGGGAACAAAAAUUAAGGCAAUCCCCAAGUUGUCUACGAGCUAUAGAUCUACCUUUAUCUUCGCGAAGCGAAAUUAAUAGGCAAGUGCGCCUAAGGGUCGUUAGAGAAUUCAAUUUACCAGAUGCAGUAGCGGAUAUUUUAGAAAACACUGCAUCAUUUAUGAACCAGCAAGAUAGUAAUAUGACCGGAAUUGAAGAUAUAAACUCGCCGGAUAUGGAUAUUAACGCAAGAACUUCCGCACCUUCGUAUUAUGGAAGGAAUAUGACGUUUCCUCGGCCGGCUUCAUCUUAUGCGGAUAGACACGAACUUCCGGCCGUAGUUAUCGAAGGAGAGAAUAACAGACUUCUUGUAGAGCAACAAGAAAAUAGCUCUUGCAGCGAUGGCCAUCUAUCCGGAGUAAUGCCAGAUGUAGCAAUGGCUACUGCAUCGUUCGGAGCUUUGCAAUUGAUGGAACAUCAAGAAUUGGAUCUUGGCGAUGGAACGUCACAUAUUUUGCAACAUAUUUCACCGUCAACUGGAACCGUAGGUCUAAAUCGUUCUUCGCUUCCUCGUCAGCAUCAAGGACAUAUUUCCGCCCCACCUCCUCUGCCAUACGCGUACCAACGUACCGUCACUGCCUUACCGAGGUUUAUUUAACAUUUAUAUACAAUAUGAAAGAAAUGAAAAGAAUCCGCUAAUAGAGGACGAAUAUCUUCUUUACACGGCGUAUCUGAAAGAAAACAAAAAAGAAAAAAGAAAAAGAAAAAAAAAAAAACAAAAAAACAAAAAAAGAAAAGAGGAAACCUUGUUAUUGCGGGUACAAAUCUAUUACAAGAGAAAAAAAAACACAAAACAAAACAAAAGAAAGAAAAAAAAAAGAAAAAGAAAAAAAAACAGAACAAACCCAGAAAAUCUGUAUUUAGAUUUUAAUCGGUCGUUCACAGCCUAAGAAAGUAGUUAAUAUUAAGUUCCAUUUAUUUCGAUAAUUAUAAUAAUGUGAAAAGAGUUAUUGCUUAAUAGUUAUUAGAUGCACCGCAUGUGAGGUAUAAUGCGGCUGUGACUUAUACAUUUGUGAAACGUGAAAAAUGUUUGUGGCUAUGAGCACACAGUGAAAAUGUGUUCAUAAUGUAUGUGGGUGUAUUUAUGUGCGUAUGCAUGUGUUUAUUCUCAUUAGUAUUUACUUAAAUACGUUAAACGAUGUAGCUAAUAAACUUUGAUGAAAUGCAUAUAUCGGAAAUAUGCUGUAUUUAAACAUUGCGGACCGGUCGCGAUAGAUUUCCUUUAUUUUCUAUCUAAUUGUCAGAUAUUUUCUAUAUCGUAGUAAUUGUUUACAGAUUAAUUAUAUCAAAAUUCAAUUUUAUCUAUAAUUUUGUCCAUUAAAAGGGAAUAAAAUGUAAUAUAAAAAAUAAAGAUGUUUUAAACAAAUACGAGAGAAAACAAAAAUUUCAUACUCAUUCGAAAUAUUAAUCGAAAUAUUAAUGAAAGUAAAAAAUUUCAUUGAUGGAUUGACGCUGGUCCGCAAUGUAUGAAAAUAUGCAAAGCGGUCUAUAUUUUCAUAGAAUUAAGAUUCUAUGGGAGAUCAUUUGCUGACUGAUAUUAUCAAUAAUGUACAAUAAAGCGUUUAAUUUUUAUAUAUGUAUAUUUCUAUAGUUCGGUAUAUAUUUAAGUUCUUAAAGACCGACGAUCCGAUCUUUUAUGUAAUUCCAAUCGCAUAAAAACCGUAGGAACACUCGUUCUUGAACUUUACGCGACUCUUAGUCUCGUUUGAUUCAUUUUCUUUCUUUCUUUCUUUUUUUUUUUCUUUUUUUUAAAUUCAAGAGAAAAAAAAGAACUUCAGCAUAUAUAAUAUUUGUAAUUAUACGAAACAAGACAUUUGUAUGAUAUCUUCCAAAUUGAUUUUUUUCAUCAUAUCGAUGAAAACCUUUUUUCCCUUCCGGCGUUUAGGAAAAUACAUUCUCCGCUGUUAGAUAUUAUAUAAAGCAGCAUUAAUAUUAAUGCGGAACCAUUAGCCACUUAAAUGUGCGUGCAUAUAGUUAUAAAUAAUAGUAAAAUAAUUCACGGGAACUAUCUGUAUCUAUAUUAGAAUGUUUUAUAAUUCUUCGUGAAUCAUAUUGUUUUAUUUUUAUUAUUGUUUUUAUUCAUCUCUUUCUCUCUCUCUCUCUCUCUCUCUCUCUCUCUGCUUUCCCCCCUUUUCUCUCUCUCUCUUUCUCUCUCUCUCUCUCUCUCUCUCUCUCUCUCUCUCUCUCUCUCUCUCUCUCUCUCUCUCCGAAAAGGUUGAUAAAAUUACGUUUUUCAAGUUUUCUAAAAAAAAAAAAAAAAAAAAAAAAAAACAAACAAAAAAGAAAAAAGAAAAAUUAUUCUUGUUUAUUUUUUUCUUUUUUUUUUUUUUUAUUUUUAUCUUUUCUCGAAAGGAGC
Vespa velutina is the source of this 4828-nucleotide messenger RNA. Its product is annotated as BTB/POZ domain-containing protein 7. Bases 386 to 3070 code for a protein of 894 amino acids. The record is from RefSeq and is a predicted model, not a curated record. NCBI's taxonomy places the organism in Eukaryota, Metazoa, Arthropoda, Insecta, Hymenoptera, Vespidae. Gene Ontology annotation, biological process: morphogenesis of a branching epithelium. The transcript has 11 exons. Gene Ontology annotation, molecular function: protein binding.